AUGGUAGUCAGUCUCUCACAUACAUCAAUCAAUAAAUUUUACUGUCUUGUUUUUCAUAAUUUAUAAUACAUACAUGUAAUGCUAUUUUUUUAAUUAUAUUCGGAUUUUAAUCAAAAUAAUUACAUUCCUUUCUCAAUCCAAUCCAAUCAUUUAAUUUCUUUUAUAUAAGCAUUAACAAAAUAAAUUGAGGAUAAUUCUUCUAAGCUAGCAGAAUUUUUCCAUUAAAGUUCCUUAAAAGGUUUUAAAUCUACUCAUUUUCCUAUGAAAUUCGGAAUAAGAAAAAUUUAUUAAUUAACAAUAUUUUUAAAAAAAAUAUAUUUUCUCUGCGUAGAUGUACUUGAAAUUUAAAAUGUCUCUUACCAAAUGAAUAAAAAAUAAAUAAUUCAUUCAGAAAAGUAAAAAUAUCUGUAAAAUUAGCAAUCGGUAUGGUAUUAGGGGUGCCUAAUAACUAAAGUUUUUUUUUUUCCAGUUUUAAUUAACUUAACUAUUACUUUACAAGGUAUAAAUAGAAAGUUAAUUAAAUCAUCUAUCCCUUUUCUUUUAUCUUUACAUUGUAAUAAAUUAAGAAUUUAUUUAAUUUGCAAAAAUUCUUCACCAAUAAUGAAUUAUAAAUUGAUCAUUAGAAUGAUGCCAAAAUGA
Molecule: messenger RNA, 639 nt
Organism: Tetrahymena thermophila SB210
Lineage: Eukaryota; Ciliophora; Oligohymenophorea; Hymenostomatida; Tetrahymenidae
Product: transmembrane protein, putative
Exons: 1
Source: RefSeq, a predicted model, not a curated record